Messenger RNA from Echinops telfairi (small Madagascar hedgehog), 1969 nucleotides. It is a transcript of the gene RAB7A, whose product is annotated as RAB7A, member RAS oncogene family. The coding region runs from base 1 to 624 and encodes 207 amino acids. NCBI's taxonomy places the organism in Eukaryota, Metazoa, Chordata, Mammalia, Afrosoricida, Tenrecidae. The transcript has 5 exons. Gene Ontology annotation, cellular component: phagocytic vesicle; late endosome; lysosome. The record is from RefSeq and is a predicted model, not a curated record. Gene Ontology annotation, molecular function: GTP binding; GTPase activity. Gene Ontology annotation, biological process: phagosome-lysosome fusion; endosome to lysosome transport.
AUGACUUCUCGGAAGAAAGUGUUGCUGAAAGUUAUCAUACUGGGAGAUUCAGGAGUUGGUAAAACAUCACUCAUGAACCAGUAUGUGAAUAAGAAAUUCAGCAAUCAGUACAAAGCCACAAUAGGAGCAGACUUUCUGACAAAGGAGGUGAUGGUCGAUGAUAGACUAGUUACGAUGCAGAUCUGGGACACAGCAGGCCAGGAGAGGUUCCAGUCUCUCGGAGUGGCCUUCUACAGAGGCGCAGACUGCUGCGUUCUGGUGUUUGAUGUGACUGCCCCCAACACAUUCAAAACCCUGGACAGCUGGAGAGAUGAGUUUCUCAUCCAAGCCAGUCCCCGGGAUCCUGAAAACUUCCCCUUUGUUGUGUUGGGAAACAAGAUUGACCUUGAAAACAGACAAGUUGCCACAAAGCGAGCACAGGCCUGGUGCUACAGUAAAAACAACAUCCCCUACUUUGAGACUAGUGCAAAGGAAGCCAUCAACGUGGAGCAGGCCUUUCAGACGAUUGCCCGGAACGCACUUAAACAGGAAACAGAGGUGGAGCUGUACAACGAAUUCCCUGAGCCCAUCAAACUGGACAAGAAUGACCGGGCCAAGGCCUCAGCGGAAAGCUGCAGUUGCUGAAGGGGCAGUGAGAAUAGAGCACUGAGUCCUUCACAAGCCAAGAACACACUUAGGCCUUCAAACACAAGCCCCCUUGCCUAUUCCAAACAAAACCUGAAUUGGUCUCUCGUAUCCAGCUGCCAAAAGAACCCCCACCCAACAAGCUCACCCCGAUAGACAACACAGACACAGACGUGACAUGAGCAGACAAGCAGCCUGCGCCUGUGACACCGCUCCAUGGGUCUGCACACCACCACCUGGGCCCUUGUCUGGCAGCAGGACAGGCCAUCAGCAGACUCCGUUCUGGCACGGAGUCAGCACGGAAGCUUAUUGUCCACUGCGGGGGGAGAGAGAGAGAGAGAGAGAGAACUGUUUACAACAGUUAAUCUGUGUCUAAUUAGUUACUGAUUUUUUAAACGGUCUCGUGGUCUUUUUACCCUCCCACCCCGUCCCCUCCUUGUGAAGGCCACACCUUGGGAAGGCUGGUGCCCAUGUUUCAUCACAGGCUCACACCCAGUCUGAUUAGGCUGAGUUUUGUAUGUAUCUGUUGAUGCUUGUUACUUUUCACUAAUCAGAUCUUUUUACAGUAUCCAUUUAUUAUGUAAUGCUUCUUAGAAAAGAAUCUUAUAGUACAUGUUAAUAUAUGCAACCAAUUAAAAAUGUAUAAAUUAGUGUAAGAAAUUCUUGGAUUAUGUGUUUAAGUCCUGUAAUGCAGGUGUGUAAGAAGGAGGGUUGAACCCUGUCUGGAUUACACAGUGUUUGCAAUUCAGAAUUUGAAAAUUCAGUUGGAGGCAGUAUUCUGUACAGUAGAUACUGAGAAUUAUGUACACCUUUUAUCAAAGACUUAAGAGCCAAACAGCUUUUCAUCUCUCCAGGGGGAAACUGUCUAGUUCCCUUCUGUGUCAAAAUUUUCCAAAAGGUUGAUUUGCAUAAUACAGUGGUGUGUGCAAGUGGAUAAAAUGGCCGUUUCAAAUAUUUUUUAAAAUAAACUUUCCCCUGCUCCACACUUCGUCGUCCCCUGGUAGAUCAGCAUCCCACUAUAAGAGGGAAAGGAACAUCCUAACAGAUCUGUCCUAGUGAUCUUACCUUUGUUCUAGAAGGCGCUCCUUCCAGGAUUGUGGUACCCUUAGGUUAGCACUCCUUUUCUCCAGCCCACUCUCCGAUAUUGCCCACCGUUCAUUAACCCGUUUCUUUGGUAUGGAACCCUGGCAGUUCUGCUCCCCCGAGGAGCUGCCCCUGCAUUGUAGCUUGCUUAACGGAGCACUUCUCCCUUUUUCCCAAAGGUCUUACAUUCUAGGGUGUGGGCCAAGUUCUUCUGUAAAGAGAUGAACGUGAUGCCAAUAAAAUUUAACAAGAACAAAGAUCA